This is a messenger RNA of Theileria equi strain WA, 2748 nucleotides long. RefSeq lists its product as hypothetical. The transcript has a single exon. The record is from RefSeq and is a predicted model, not a curated record. Bases 1 to 2748 code for a protein of 915 amino acids. NCBI's taxonomy places the organism in Eukaryota, Apicomplexa, Aconoidasida, Piroplasmida, Theileriidae.
AUGAGUGUGAGUGGAGAUGGAAACACACUAAAACUAGAGGUAAGCAGGAAAUGUGGAAAAGAUAAUUCAGUAUGCAAUUGUCUUCCUAAGCCUGCUGGCAUAGAAGCCAUUAAGGAUUCUAAUCCUCUUAACGCUACAGGCUUUGUUGCCCUUACCCAUUCCAACAAGGGAAAAACAUUCACUCUACUCAAAAGUCUAGGUGAUGAAGAGGAGCUAGGUGAGGAACUACAAGAUGGACCAAUCGGCGGUGUUAAGGAAGUCUCAGUUUACUAUUGGGACCAAGAUAAGGGUUGUGAUACUCCACUUCUUCUGAAAAUUACUAAACAGGAUCAUGUUACACCACUAUAUUACCUAAAAUAUGAGAGAGGUGAGGCCGGAACUUCUGACACACAUAUCUGGAAGGAAUAUACCCUUUCCGGAGGGAUAUCCCUACAAGCCUUAUUGGAUGAUAGGAAUCUAGGCAGAAGCAACCGCAUUCCUCUCUAUCUUAAUGAACCUGAGAAGCCUCUAGAUGUGCAGUCCGAUAUUGCAAAGAGUGUAAGUAUACAACUUGUUCCACAUACUCCUCAGCUUACAGAGACAGAUUACAGGGUUACCGAAUAUAAGCUUAAUGGCCAAAACGGUACUAGAUUUUCUAGAGUAAUGCUGGAUAAAAAUAGGGUAAAUGGUAUUAAGAUUCCAGAUGAGGCAAUUUCUAGCGUCAAGCUUUAUUCUUCCAUGGAGAUAUCUGAGGUUCCCAUAAUGCUCCAGUUCAUAAAGGGUGGAGGAAAUUCUGAAUGGUUUCAUACUCAAGGUGGAAAUGGUACCCAAUGGGGAGAGCUUGAAAGUACUGGUAAUUUCUAUAAGGAUGGCAAACCUACUGAAGAACUCACUAAUAAACUAGAUGGAUUUGCUUGUGAACAUCACAAUGCAAUCACUAUGGAUAUUUCAUAUGACAAGUCUACGGGAAAAGGUCAGACUUGUUCUGGUAGUAAGGAGGAGAAGAUUUCUGUCGAGAAAGGAGAAGUCAAACUAGAUGGCACCAGAAAAACAGAGUAUACAAAAUACUCCAUUACAAGCGAUAACAAGUUGGCUAAUAUAAAAUUUUAUCCAGGUGGUAACAAUCAGAAUAGAAAGAAGGUAUCUGCUAGAGCAUUAAACUUUCCUGUUCCUGGUCCAGUGGAUAUCUACACAUUCUACUCUGAUAAAAAUGAUCCGGUAUUAAUAUAUCUUGACGCCUCUGGAAGUGCAAAAUCCCAGGUCACAGGCUGGUACAGAAAGCAAAGAAAUGGUGGUGACAAAAAACCAUGGAAGAGGACCUAUCGCAAACUUCAGCAUAUUAAGAAACAGGAUUUAGAUGAUCACACCCUUGAGUGCACUAAAUGGAACGCACUAGCAGACAUAUUAAGAGAACGUAGUACUAGUGACUUACCAACUUGUUCUGAACCAACUGCACGUUCUGGAGAACAAGGAUCCCAAACUGAGGAAGGGAAAGAAGACUCCAAGGAAGACGAUGAAUCUAGUGAUGAAGAAUCUGAAAGGGUUGAAGCUGAGGAAUGUAAGGAAGAGAAGAAAGACUCAUCUCAUCCUGAUGCUACUGGUAAAGCCCUUGGUGCUGACCCUCCUAUUGUUAAACCUGCUGGUACCUCUGGAAUACCUGGUAAAGCUGAUACUCCUCCUACUGCUACUGAUUCAUCUGACCAAACUACUGGAUAUUCUCGUACUUACCCUGUUACUGAUGAUGUUGGUAAAGCUAGUAGUAGUGCUGAAGAUGGAGUAUCAUGGGGACCAGCAUCAACAGGUUCAGUAUUACUAGGAAGAACUUUAGAAGUAGAAGAAGGAGGAAGACGAGUAAUAGCUCUACCAAGUAGAUUAGCAUCAGUAAUGCCUGAAGCCAACCCAUCUCUCGAAGCUGAUGUAGGUCCUCAACCUGAAGUUGGUAAAGUACAGGUCUCUAUUGGUGGUACCAAUGAUCAAUGGAGCCAGGUUCCAGGAGUUUCUGGUGCACUACAACUGACCACUCCUGAAGGAGCAGUUGCUCGUAUUCUAUCUCUUGAUGCUGCUCCCGCUCCUGAACCUAGAGGACUUACUGGUAAUAAUGGUAGGGACGGUGAAAAGGGUGAUGAACAAGCUGUUACUGAUGAAGUUAAAGGCACUAGCAGAGAUCCUUCCACCUCUUCUGGACCUCAAGAGAAUACUGUCUCUGAACCUAAAGAACAAACUACCGAACAAGAAAGGAAGGUUGCUCCAUAUGAUAGAGGAGAUAAUCAAGAAUAUUCUGGUAAAGGUGCUCAACAUGUACUUAAACCUGCUCCUGGUAGUAGAUAUACUGAUGGUAGAGAUGCUGGUGAAAAAGGUGAAGAAUCUACUAAAGCUGAAGCUACUGUUGGCAAUCCUGAUGAAGAGGGUGCUAGUGAAGCUGAAGAAGUUAAAACUGUAAGAGGAGCACAUAGUAAAGGCAUACCAUCUCAAGAACAAGAACUACAAAAAUCACGUUCUGAAGAAUCUGUCUCUAAAUCUGCUAAACAACCUGGACAAGAAUCUGAAGACAAAGUUGAGAAAAGAGAGAAAGAAGAGGAAGGCGCUAAAGCUCCUGCUCCUCCACCUCCUCAACCUGAACAACUUACUGAUCCUGUUUCUGGAGGUAUACUAUCAUGGUCGGCAUUUGGAACAUCCUCUGGUACUCUUGCCGGAGCUGGCUCUCUCACUGGACUUGGUUGGUGGGCAUUUAAACGUUCUAGAGGAGACCCCUGGGUUAGACAGAUUUGA